AACGACGUUAAAGCUCAUAAGCUGUUGAACUAAAGUCAAAUCAGUUGCAUUUUAGAGACUUGACUGGUUUGAAAACAUAAACAUUGGCAAAGCGAAGCGUCGUCCGGGAGAAGCUCCUGUUUGUUAGGGAGGGCCUUUUCCUUACAUUCAAAGGAGGAGAGCUCCUGGCUGCAGCUAGCUGUUGCUAGUAGGCAGAGGGACCCUUCCUGUGGACCGAACCCUGGUUGUCAGGUGAACAUUCCUCAGCUUCAUGGAAUGAAAGACUUUGAUGACCUGUGAGACCAGAUGAGCAGAAGAAUCCGCCAUGAAACCUGUGACCUAUCAAAGCUUACCGUCCUCUGUGAACGGCGUCCAUCUGAAUGCGCCGCUCGAGCGUCUCUUGGUCACCUCUAAGGUGAUGAACUGUGAGAAAUGUGGAUUUGCAUCUACAGACCCUGUGGCUCUCCAGAAGCACAUGAUCGAACACGGCACUAGGUUUUACUGUUUUUAUUGCAACGCUGUGUCCUUCAGCGAGGCGGAGCUGAACGAGCACUUGAAACAGCACACGGCUAAGUACCCGUUCAAAUGCCCCCACUGUGGACAGGGCUACAUGAGGAGGUUGUGUCUGGUGAAGCACAUUGACCGUUUGCAUAGUAACGGUACAAAUCAUGGACCUGUGAAGCUCGGCGCCACAAAAGCUCCUCCGGUCACGGUCUCCAGUGCCUUAACAAGUGCGCCUACUGCUGAUCCACUGCUGUCACCGCCUCCUCGGCCUGUUAUACGUGUUGCUGUGCCCAGCCAAACUGCACCCCCUGCCAGACUGGGGAAAACACUUGAUGUAAACGUAGCCAACACCACUAAUGGGAACACUGAACGCGUCUCUCACUUGAACGGACUCUUUCAGCCCAAUAGGGCCCUCACAGUGUCUCUACCGGAGGAGGUGAACAUUCCUGCCGGCUGCUUGGUGGAGCUUGUCGAGGUCAAAACUGUUAACGGGACGAAGGAGCUAAAACUGCGGUUUGUCUCGCAACAAGAAAACGAAUCGGUGAUCAAGAACACAAAACCAACGGCAAAUCCGAACUCCGGCCCGGAGAAGUCCCUGUCGUCUACGCUACUUCAUCCGAAUACAGCAAGGUCUGUGAGCGCUGGCAUGUGCCCAGGCAGCAGGAAACCGAAUGAGGCAAAGGCAAAGAUGAACGUCGCUGUAAGGAUUCCCAACAGCUCAACCAACGUGUCAAAUAAAGAGAAGGUCACGGUAAAGAGGCCUUCCACAGAAAUAAUCAACCUGGAUUGUGACGCAGUUGUCCCAAACAAAGUUCCCAAAACUAUCGUCACUCCUGUGCGGGAAGCAAAUAGCGGGAUUCGAGUUACGCAAGCGGCACCUGCGAACAUUGUCUCUUCGUCUUCAAGCGUCAUAUCGGGCAGAGUCCCUAUCAGGUUGAGUGUCCCUCUGCAUCCAGGCAGCGUGGGUGCAAAGAUUCCCCAGAGGGCUGUAGAUGAGAGGAACAAUAUGACCAUGGACCUCUCUAAGUGUGUUCCACCCAGGAGACUGUCUGACACCAACAAUGUCCAGAAAGGGUCAAAUGUCCAGAAAGGGACAGCGUCUGCCAAACUAGGAGCCAAAGAAGUUUGCAUCAGGAGCAACGCUGCUUCUAAAGAAGACAAAGAUGUGGUGUGUUUGGAUCAGCAAAGCACACCAGCUUCUAAGUCCUUAAGGUCUAUCGUUCUUCAAGCCGUCCAAGUCAGACCUCCUGCCGUCUCAGUCAGUAACGACAACCUUGCAAAUCAGAAGUUUCCAAUAUCGAAAAGUCUAAUGAAACCGUUAUCAGUAAAACCCUCCGUCCUAUCCAGUCACACAAACACUAAAAUAUCCCCCUGUAUCCAGGAAGUCAGAUGUAAAAGUGUAGCAAAAAAUGGAGGGGUCUCAGAGCCUCGGAGCUUUCCAGUCAUCUCCUCUGUCUUUUCAUUAAGCGAGCAGCCAGAAGGGGGCAAAGGUCCGAUUCAGCCGCUGGUGAUGGCUCUUAGAGGGAUAGUGAUGGAUAAAAAACACAGCACCAGUCAAGAUCAGAGUAGAAAUGGCAAAGAGGAGACGCGUAAGGAACCAGCAUCAGGCCAGAGCGUUCAGCCGGUCGCUAAAAAUGAGGCCUUCACCUGUGAAGCGUCGCUUACACAGAAGGCCUCCCAGUGCUUAAAAGUGGAAGAGCAAGAUUACCAGCAGGUACCACCCGUCGCACAAAUCGACAUUCACAUCAAGAAGGAAGAAGGUGGAACCAAAACAGACGUUAAGAAAUGCAGCUUUAGUCCUGCUUUAAAGUCUUCCACAUGUGAACGCUCUGCAGCUGCUUCACCUGCAGAGACGCCCAACGCUGUAGACCCCCUACGGCAGACGGACAAAAGCAAGGAGGACCAUUCCUCCAGGUUCUUGACCAUCUCUCUGAAAAGGGUUCAGGUCGGCGUGUGGAAAAAAAGCAAGAAAGGACUCAAGCUUGGAACAUCCAGGUGCAAGCCCCAGCAUCCCCCGGGCGGCCUUGACGACUGCACGGUCAUUUACCCCAUGCCGCUGAAGGAGGACCAGCCGGUAAAGCGGCCUGGUCCAAACCAGCCUGUGGUGGUUCUUAAUCACCCCAAGCCCCGGACUUGUGUUCAGAGAACAAGGGCAGACUCUAUUUCAGACACGGGAGCCUCAGAGGCGACUCCAAAGUGCCAAAUUUUAAAAAUGCGGCUAAGCAAAGGGAUCGGACAGAGCUACGAAGUGAUGGGAUGCACUGUCAGAGACUUCCCCUGAAUGUAGAGCUCCAUCUGUGGACCGGACAUUUAUCAUACAAGUAGUGUUAUCUUUAAAGUUAUAAGGCAGUUAUUUUCAUAAUGCAAAAACAAAAUCAAUGUUGUAUAUGUAUUACUCUGAAUAUUUAAGUGCAAUGCUGGUUGAUGCUUUCAUGCCCAGGAGUUGGACUGUGUGCCACUGCAGAACCCAUGAAAUUCCACAAAGUUUAAGUGCUGUUUAAGAAACCAGAAGGUCAGUUUAAAGUGUUAUUGCUUGUAUUUUAUUUUAAACUGUCGUUUCCGUCAAACGGUCAUGCAGCUGCAUGAAAACUGUUACAUUACAGGUGUUCAUGUUGCCUUUUACACAUAAACCUUUUAGGCUACAAGUAUGAAAUCCAGCGGCAAUUAAACACUUUAAAUGUUGAUUGCAAAUAUUCCGAUUCAGAGUCAAGUUAUUUGUCUUAAACAUAUUUUUCAUUCACAAUGUGCGAAGAUGACGUGUUCAGGCAUUCCUUGAAAACCUUUUGUUUUUCAGAAGCUCUUCAGUCACUGCUGAGUUUGUCAAAUGAAAAGCAUCAACGUCUGUACGGUGUGAGAUGGGAAAUUUAAACUUCGGCUCUCCUGUGUGUUUGCUUUAAUGCGUGUUUGGUUUCUUUCAUCAUCGCUGUGUACUUGAACUUGUCUGAAGAGUGAUCAGAAAUGGUAAUAGUUGGGUUUUAUGAGUCAAGAGUUUACCUCUGGGUCUGAACGUAGCCAGAAAGUGGAUGAAAGCUUCGUGACUGGAGGGAGAAAAGUUAAACUGAACAGUAAGGUCAGAGAAAGGUGUCAACGGAAAUAAACCGAACAGCUGAUUUAUUUAAGUCUAGUUUCAUGCUCUAAAACAGCAGCUCAAAAGUCUCAGUCACAGUGCAUUAUUUAUCUGACAAUGUGUGAAGUACUGUACAGUAAAAGCGCUUUAUUUUGGAAAGAAACUUAACAUGUACUCAACACUUUUAAAAAAAAAGUUUUUUCAAUUUCCCUCCUAAGUUGAACCUCUGCUUUUAGAUUUCACAUUUAACCUAAUUGAAAAAGCAGAUUAACUGUAUGAAAACAAAAAUAAACCCACAGAUUCAUUUUUAAACAUUUUUUCCUGUGUUGAUGAUGCUAAAUGUUAUUCUUGAACACCUCUAAACUGUUGUAUAUAUUUUAGGUUUGUGCUUGCAUAAUAUUUUGACCCGAUUUCUUCUUCUGUUUCUCUUCUUAUGGCAGCAUCAUCACAUCUGUGUAUAUCUGUUUAUUAUUGUAUAAUCCUUUCUAAUAAGGUGCUAGACCUAUGAUUACAUUCAUAGCUUUUAGUUGCCUACAUACAUUACAAUUAAUGAACAUUUUCUAUUCCAUUUGUUUUGAAUGACAUUUUGUAAAUAUAUCUAAAUAUACAAGUCAUAUAAAUAUAUAUAUACAUAUAUAAAUACAUAUAUAUGUAUAAAAGAAAACAUGGUGUUCAUACUUGACAGAGAAUGACUGCCAACUCCUAUUGUUUUUUUUACGCUGCAGUAUCUGAAGCUGCUGUGCAGUCACGGUCAUAAAUUAUUUCAAAGGGUCGGAUAAUUUUACCCUGCCUUUUACGUCGGUCCUCAUUUGUGCUAGAAUUGGUCGUCAUGUAGUCCAAACGUGUUUUUUGUUUUUAACACAUGCUCAUCGUUCAUUGUCAUGGUGAUUCCAUGCUUUUAUAAAAAUUGUGUAAUUCCACUUUUUUUCUAAUAAAACCUGGGGAAAUAUGA
This is a messenger RNA of Cyprinodon tularosa, 4502 nucleotides long. RefSeq lists its product as uncharacterized. The record is from RefSeq and is a predicted model, not a curated record. NCBI's taxonomy places the organism in Eukaryota, Metazoa, Chordata, Actinopteri, Cyprinodontiformes, Cyprinodontidae. Bases 305 to 2764 code for a protein of 819 amino acids. Gene Ontology annotation, cellular component: nucleus. The transcript is spliced from 2 exons.